Molecule: messenger RNA, 315 nt
Organism: Necator americanus (New World hookworm)
Lineage: Eukaryota; Metazoa; Nematoda; Chromadorea; Rhabditida; Ancylostomatidae
Exons: 1
Coding region: 1-315 (104 amino acids)
Source: RefSeq, a predicted model, not a curated record
AUGGCAAAGAACAUCGACUCUUUCGAACAACUUGCGACCCGAAUCGGACGUCUGCGGAUGAGAAGAUGUGGUCCAACAGCAGCUUUGACUAUCUUCGUUGCUUACGCUCCAACAUCAAGCUACGAUGAAGAAGAAGUCGAAGCUUUCUAUAUGGACCUGGAGAAGUUCUACCGAGAAGAUCAUGCCUUCUACAAGGUCAUAAUUGGCGAUUUCAACGCCAAAGUUGGCCCACGAAGAACGCCGAAGGAACUUCACAUCGGGACCCACGGCCUACAAUGGAACGACCAGGGGAGAGGCUCUCCGAGUUCAUCAUGA